Molecule: messenger RNA, 1419 nt
Organism: Protopterus annectens (West African lungfish)
Lineage: Eukaryota; Metazoa; Chordata; Ceratodontiformes; Protopteridae
Gene: FAM187B
Product: family with sequence similarity 187 member B
Exons: 3
Coding region: 1-1419 (472 amino acids)
Source: RefSeq, a predicted model, not a curated record
AUGGAAAUGAUUGGGGAGGGUAUUGCUUUAUUUUGUAAACCCAGUAGGCCUUGUAACGUGGCAUUUUUUUCUCAUAAUCCAGUCACUUUGAUCUGUCCCAACAUUUCCUCAAAUGCUUCAGUGUCAUGGCAAUAUAUUAAUUUCUUUGAUGCAGAAAACACAGCCAAAACCUUUAUUGGAGAUAAGGGGAUAAUCAUAGAUCAAACAGGAAGAGUGUCUGAUCUGCAGUCAAAAUCCACACUUCAGAAUGGCAAUCUUAGAAUCCAUUCUCCAACAGUUAACCAUUCAGGUAUAUACAGCUGCAUGGACGGGGAGAAGAUAAUGGCCUACUAUGAAGUUGACAUCCAAGAUGUGCACAAAUUGUAUGUUUCUCAUGCUGACGUAGGUCAGACUACACUGCAGAACACAAGUGUGAACACCGAAAGUGGAAUAGAAGUCACUGUCUUCACUGUUUGGAGUAAAUGGCAACCUUGUGACAGAUGUGGAAGUCAAGGUGAAAGGAAAAGGUUAGGUUUUUGCUAUGGCCUUGCUAACAAACUGGCAAAAGGAGAACAUGAACCUUUACCUUGUGGGCUGCUGUUUUUAAGGAUGGGAAAGGAAUUCACAAAACGGGGACCAGAAAUGCAGCUACAGACCUGCAGCAUGCCCUGUAGUGAGAAAAUGUACCCAGUGGAAAAUGAAACUGAGACACAUUUUCUUCUCCUAGACAGUUUUCUGAUCCAGCCCUUGACAAAAGUGUCGCUUAUUUGUCCAGGUUCAUCCAUUUACAGAGAACCAAUUACCUUAAGCAUUAAGCUCGCAAUGCCAUGGAAGGUACGUCGGCCCUUCAGGGAGCUUGUUCUAAAAAAGGCCAAAAAAUGUAGGCCUGAGGUCUCUGCUGCUCCUCCAAUUCUGGAUGUCUCUAUUGAGGCUGAUGUUGGCCCAGAGACCUGUUCAUUGGAAGGCUGUGAUCCUUCUAUGGGUACCAUUGUGGAGGUUGCAAAGGAUCUUGCUAACACAUCCUGGAGCGGAAAUGCAGACAUCUGCAACAGAUUUAUUGUGCUUUUUUCUUUAAUCAGCCCAGUCUACUGGAAAAAGGAUUCCACUCCGUACACUUACCUAACGCUCUUUGAGGAGAAUGGGACACGAUCCCUGGAUAUCACUGACGGAGGCAGUACCCUCUUUGUUGUCAUCAUUGAUGCUGCAGAUGCAGGCGAUUACAUGUGUUAUGUCAACAACAGACUCCGUGGGAGGUUCCAUUUGGAACUGGGCAACAAACCACAUGAGACUGAAGUUGAUGUGGCUGACAACACAGAUCAUACAAUUGAGAAGCUCCUCAUUGUGCUGUGUGUAGUUAUCUUCUUAGCGAUUCUUUUAUCAACUCUAAAAAUAUUUAAAAGAUUUUUUAGAUGCAUACCAGUUAAUGAGGAAACCCAAUAA